AUGAGGUCAGGAACCGGUCGAAAACGCCCCUCAGACGCCGACGAUCCCUGCCAAGCGACCCAUGGGGCCCGGAGACGGAUCAGCAGGGCCUGCGACCGGUGCCGUGCACAAAAAGCUAGAUGCGAUGGAGGAAAACCGUGCCUUCGCUGCGGGGACAACAUCCCUUGCGUCUAUCAGGAGAAGAAACAACUGCGACGGAAGUAUCCCGCUGGAUAUGUGGAUAUGUUAGAGGAACACCAGGCGUAUUUGAUCACCGGUUUGAGGAAGUUAUACGAAUGCAUUCAGCAGGAUGCCAAACUCCCAGAGGUCGAUCGCGAUGGCAAUAACCGACCGAUUGUGCACGAACUGCUCGAUAAACUGGGUAUCUUCGAAGAACCGAUCAAAGAGCAUAGGCCCUCAAUCACUGGAAGUGCAGCGGAGGCCGAGCCGUCUCUGGGCGGGCUUCAUGGAAACGAUAUCCUCGGUGGAGGGAUUGGGACAACCAGGUUGCCAGGGACGUCUGGGCCCUGGUCAUCCACUCAAGAGGUUAAACCCUCUCUUGCUUUGAAUUCGACUGCCGCGGCGAAUCUCCCUCGCGCUUUGACUCUACCAAAUCAUAUCCCUCUCAAUACUAGGAUGGCACAACUGCGGUUCUCCCGCUCGUGCCACGAUCAAGCCAGCCCAGUGGGACUCAAUCGCCAUCAACGACCGGUCGAUCUCAGCAAUGGAUUCUAUAGGUGGUCCUUUGACUUUUCCGACUUUUUGGCUGUCUCGAGUCGGGAAUGA
This is a messenger RNA of Aspergillus lentulus, 765 nucleotides long. RefSeq names its product Zn(II)2Cys6 transcription factor domain-containing protein. The record is from RefSeq and is a predicted model, not a curated record. Gene Ontology annotation, biological process: regulation of DNA-templated transcription. Gene Ontology annotation, molecular function: DNA-binding transcription factor activity, RNA polymerase II-specific; zinc ion binding. Lineage: Eukaryota; Fungi; Ascomycota; Eurotiomycetes; Eurotiales; Aspergillaceae.